CGUGGAGGUACGUGUUCCCCUCUUGUGAUUGAUUGCAAACAAAGACGGGUUAGUAAUUCGAUUCCGACUAGGUAGAGCCAAGGCAAGGCAGACUAGGAUCUAUAAAUGAAUCUGCAGAUUAGGUCACAGAGGCCACCCUCAGAUCGAUUGAGAACUGAACGAACCUAUUUCAGAUCUGUCUUGUUGCGUUGGGCAUACACCUCGAUUGCCACCAAAACCGAGUCUUUAGACGAACCAGACCUCAAUGAUGCAUCCGAAAAUUAACUCGGAGGAGCAGAUCGUCAUCGGAGAAGGGAUGCCCAAGAGGCAGCGGUGGCAGGCAAAAUACUGUGACCGCACCGGCAAAAGGUUGCGGCCUGUGCAGAAGCAGAAGCACCUCUAUCUGGUGCUAGAUGACUGGACCAAGGGCUUUUCCAUUCGCAAGAUUGACGCUGACACCUUGGACAGCAGCACCGACCUGGACCUGGAACCCACAGCCCUCCGGCUAGUGGCACCUGAACCUGAUUAUCCCAUGACCUUCGCUGCCCUGGGCAGCAAUAUCUUCAUUGCGAGCGACAAUCACCCCGGCAUCCUGGUCUUCGACACGGAAACAGCGGGACUGGCCACCGGCCCUCGUCUCCCGGAUGCACUGCUUGGCGGCAUUAACAUCUUUGUGGCUACUGCCGACAUGCAGCUGUAUGCAUUGAAGUAUAACACCAAAGAAAAGCAACAGUCCUUUCAGGUGAUGUCCACGGCCGGCGUCAAGGACCUUCACUCUUCAAAUCCAAGCAGGGAUUGGUCUUGGAAAAGCGUGCCCUCACCACUGACGUUUACAAAGGAUGAAAGGAUCACCUCCUACGCCAUGCACCCGAAUGGACACACUAUCUUCGUGUCUGUUUGCAACAAGCGCAAUCUAGAUCGUACUUUCUCCUUCGACACCAGGUACUGUGAGUGGAGGUGUCAUGGGGAAUGGGCGUUGCCUUUCCAAGGCCAAGGCUACUUCGAUAGUGAGCUGGAUGCAUGGGUUGGCCUUAACGAGGAUGGCUACAUUUGUUCUUGCCAAGUCGCAUCCUGCAGCAGCUCAGAUGCCUUGCAGCCAGACUGGAAAAUGGUCAGGGAGAAGCUUUUCCUCAAGCACCCCUGGAGCCCAGAUGCCACCUUCACGUACAUGGGCAACACCAUGUUUUGCCUCGUGGAGUGUGUGGAACAUGAAGAACUGGAUUUCGAUGACACCUUUGGUGAUUGUGAUGGCUUCAUGCUCUACAUCACCAUGUUUGGCCUUAAGUACAGUCGUGAGGGAGAUCUGCAAACCACGAUCCAUCGCAGCACCAAAUCCUAUCAAGUGUCUAAGCAUUGCAUGUCAUUUGCUCCUGUGGCCUUCUGGCUGUAGCUAGGAAUUAGCUGUUUGGCUUGGUUGUAAGUUAUGAUUUGUGGCAGUAAAAAAUUUACUUCUCUUGGCAAUGCAUCUAUACCUUCUGAUGGAUGUAAGUUAUGAUUUGUGGCAAUAAUAAAAAAAAAAUACUUCUCUUUGCAAUGAA
This is a messenger RNA of Brachypodium distachyon (stiff brome), 1517 nucleotides long. RefSeq lists its product as uncharacterized. The record is from RefSeq and is a predicted model, not a curated record. NCBI's taxonomy places the organism in Eukaryota, Viridiplantae, Streptophyta, Magnoliopsida, Poales, Poaceae. The transcript has a single exon. Bases 245 to 1369 code for a protein of 374 amino acids.